Molecule: messenger RNA, 1291 nt
Organism: Carassius carassius (crucian carp)
Lineage: Eukaryota; Metazoa; Chordata; Actinopteri; Cypriniformes; Cyprinidae
Product: CMRF35-like molecule 9
Exons: 7
Coding region: 247-1083 (278 amino acids)
Cellular component (GO): plasma membrane
Molecular function (GO): transmembrane signaling receptor activity
Source: RefSeq, a predicted model, not a curated record
AGAUAUGUGAGAAAAGACUUGUCUACAUACACUGCGCGUUAAAGGAAGUAGAUGCUUUGCAAGUAUCUUUAUGGGUGUUUUGCUGUAAAUAUUUAGAAAAGCAUUUUAGCUUUGAGUUCCUCAAUGGGACAAAGGCUUUGCACACCAGUAAUAGCCAUCAAGGCUCAAGGGAAGUAGUGACUAGAACUAGGAAGCACUGAUGCAAAGUGGUCUUCAGUGGAAUAUAUCAAGGUUUACACAUUAACUAUGAGGAUCUUCUAUAAUUUUGUGAUCUGGAUUUGUCUGUCUGCAGGAAUUGGGAUUUUGGCUACAGGUGAAACUGAGAUACAUAGACACAGUGGAGAAACUGUCACAAUCACAUGUUCCCACAGCUGGGCUUCAACCAAUAUAAAGUAUUUCUGCAGAGCUCCAUGUAAAGACAAAGAUAUUUUAGUGAAAUCUGACCAGUCACCUACAGGUAGAUACACACUGAAGGAUUCAGGAAACACCUUCACUGUGAUCAUCUCUGAUCUACAGGAGUCAGACUCUGGGAUUUACCAGUGCGGAGUGGAUAGAACUGGUUUAGACACAUUUAAAAAAGUCAAACUGACAAUAUCUAAAGACACAGACACAAACAGACCCACAACUCCUAAACCAGCAGCAAGUUCUCAAUCCUCCACAACAAGAAGUUCAUUCUCCACAUCUUCAGCAUCUGGUGACAUCACAGAAUCAUCUUCAUCAACAGUAUUUAAAGGUCCUGUUCUUUCACCCAGACCAACAUUUAAUGAGAACGGUGCACAAACUUCACUCUCCUCAGGUCCUCUGAUGUUCACAGCGCUCGGACUGACUGUUAUCUUCAUUAUAUUUGGGGCGGUUCUCUGUAUAUGGAAUAAUCAAAAGAAAAAUCCACACAGUUCCAAGUUUGAUGCUGAAAUCCAAGGCACCACACAUACCUCUGAGACCACUGGUGAGUAUGAGGUGAUCACAGAGACCCACCAGCGGAUUGAAACACACACAGCCGUCACCAUUUAUUCUACUGUCAAUAACAGUCCAGCAGCCAAUCAGAUCCAAGAUCCUCCUCUAUACUCCACCCUCUCCAUCUGACAAGAGCUGCAUCAGAUGAGCUCUAAACCCCAGUGCUGAUAAAGCAGGUUUAGCAACAUAUGCAGUCAUAAUGAUACAUGCUAAAGGUUGUGGAAAUCUAUUGAACAUCUACUCUUUAACUUGCUUCAAUCAAUAUUGUAGAUUGUGUGUCUGGUGUAAGUAAAAGUCUUAUGUCUGAAUGUGAUUUUGUCAAUAAAAACGUUCUGGG